GGUAAUUUAUUAGUUUGAGAGUAAUUUCGUACUUGAAAGUAAUAGGAUAAUAGUUUAAUACAUAGAAAAAGUAAAAGGACAUAUAUGGAAUUCUCAGACCUGUAAAAAUUGAAUUUGGAAGGCACCAUUUUCUCGGACCUGAAAAUUUGAAUUUUAUUAUGGAGGGAGGCCCUAUCUUGAAGCUGAUAGUUGAGAAAGAUAAUCGAGAGAAACAAACCCUAGAGUUCCAACCUGGAUCGGUGGUUAAAAUCGGAAGAUUCGUUCGAGGUAAUACAUUAGUAAUUAAAGACUCAGGGAUUUCAUCGAAACAUCUUUCAAUUGAAUUCGUCUCCGGCGAAUGGAUCCUCUCCGACCUUGGAUCCUCCAAUGGAACAUUUGUAAACGGUGAAGUUAUCGAUGUCGGCACCUCGAUAAAGCUUGGAGAUGGCGAUGCGAUUAAAAUCGGCGAGCUUACCUCCAUCGAAGUUAGGAUCGAAGUGCAAAAUGUUGGUUGUAGUACUCUAAGGCGAAACCCUAGGCGGCGAGCAGUAAAGGAUUCGGAACAGUAUUCUGUAGGGAUUUCGGGAGUUAGGAGCCGUCGAGGAGGUGAGUUGGCUUCGACUGCUGGGAAGAAAGAACUAGGGUUAGGUUUGGCGGUUGGCGGUGAAGGUAAGGUUCGGCGGGGUAGACCUAGGAAGGUUGUGGCGCAAACUGAUGAUUCUCAAGAGAGUUUUCAUGCGGUUGUAGAAGUUGGGAAUGGACAGAAGACGAAGUCGAGUUUGUUACCUCCUCUUAGCUCCACUGUUGAUGUAUGUUCCGCGUUGGAAGAAGAAGGGUUUUCAGCUGAGAUUGUGCAGAAGGAGACUCGUGGCCGCCGAGGAAGGAAGAGAAAGGUAGAUGUUGAUCCACCAUUGAUAGUCAGAAAUGAGGUGAUUGCAGAGAAAUGUAGUUUGAAGAAUUCUCAAAUUGGUAAAGAAGAUGAUGAAGAAGAAGAAGGGGUUUCAGCUGAGAUUCUGCAGAAGGAGACUAGUGGCGGCCGAGAAAAGAGGAAGAGAAAGGUAGAUGUUGAUCCACCAUUGAUAGUCAGAAAUGAGGCGAUUGUAGAGAAUUGUAGUUUGAAGGAUUCUCAAAUUGGUAAAGAAGAUGCUGAAGAAGAAAACCAGAGGGAUGUUGAGGCUGCAGAAGAAGAAGGGGUUUCAGCUGCGACUGUGCAGAAAGAGACUCGUGGCCGCGGAGGAAGGAAGAAAAAAGUAAAUGAUGAUCCACCAUUGAUAGUCAGAAAUGAGGUGAUUGUAGAGAAAUGUAGUUUGAAGGAUUCUCAGAUUGGUAAAGAAGAAGGGGUUUCAGCUGAGAUUGUGCAGAAGGAGACUCGUGGCCGUCGAGGAAGGAAGGGAAAAGUAGAUGAUGAUCCACCAUUGAUAAUCAGAAAUGAGGUGAUUGUAGAGAAAUGUAGUUUGAAGGAUUCUCAAAUUGGUAAAGAUGAUGAAGAAAACCAGAUGGAUGUUGAGGCUGCAGAAGAAGAAGAAGGGGUUUCAGCUGAGAUUGUGCAGAAGGAGACUAGUGGCGGCCGAGAAAAGAGGAAGAGAAAGGUAGAUGUUGAUCCACCAUUGAUAGUCAGAAAUGAGGCGAUUGUAGAGAAUUGUAGUUUGAAGGAUUCUCAAAUUGGUAAAGAAGAUGCUGAAGAAGAAAACCAGAGGGAUGUUGAGGCUGCAGAAGAAGAAGGGGUUUCAGCUGCGACUGUGCAGAAAGAGACUCGUGGCCGCGGAGGAAGGAAGAAAAAAGUAAAUGAUGAUCCACCAUUGAUAGUCAGAAAUGAGGUGAUUGUAGAGAAAUGUAGUUUGAAGGAUUCUCAGAUUGGUAAAGAAGAAGGGGUUUCAGCUGAGAUUGUGCAGAAGGAGACUCGUGGCCGUCGAGGAAGGAAGGGAAAAGUAGAUGAUGAUCCACCAUUGAUAAUCAGAAAUGAGGUGAUUGUAGAGAAAUGUAGUUUGAAGGAUUCUCAAAUUGGUAAAGAUGAUGAAGAAAACCAGAUGGAUGUUGAGGCUGCAGAAGAAGAAGAAGGGGUUUCAGCUGAGAUUGUGCAGAAGGAGACUAGUGGCGGCCGAGAAAAGAGGAAGAGAAAAGUAGAUGAUGAUCCACCAUUGAUAGUCAGAAAUGAGGCGAUUGCAGAGAAAUGUAUUUUGAAGGAUUCUCAAAUUGGUAAAGAAGAUGAUGAAGAAGGAAACCAGAUGGAUGUUGAGGCUGCAGAAGAAGAAGGGGUUUCAGCUGCGACUGUGCAGAAAGAGACUCGUGGCCGCGGAGGAAGGAAGAAAAAAGUAAAUGAUGAUCCACCAUUGAUAGUCAGAAAUGAGGUGAUUGUAGAGAAAUGUAGUUUGAAGGAUUCUCAGAUUGGUAAAGAAGAAGGGGUUUCAGCUGAGAUUGUGCAGAAGGAGACUCGUGGCCGUCGAGGAAGGAAGGGAAAAGUAGAUGAUGAUCCACCAUUGAUAAUCAGAAAUGAGGUGAUUGUAGAGAAAUGUAGUUUGAAGGAUUCUCAAAUUGGUAAAGAUGAUGAAGAAAACCAGAUGGAUGUUGAGGCUGCAGAAGAAGAAGAAGGGGUUUCAGCUGAGAUUGUGCAGAAGGAGACUAGUGGCGGCCGAGAAAAGAGGAAGAGAAAAGUAGAUGAUGAUCCACCAUUGAUAGUCAGAAAUGAGGUGAUUGCAGAGAAAUGUAUUUUGAAGGAUUCUCAAAUUGGUAAAGAAGAUGAUGAAGAAGGAAACCAGAUGGAUGUUGAGGCUGCAGAAGAAGAAGUAGAACCUGAUUUGGAGAAAAUGACCCUUGGACAGUGGUUUGAUUACAUGGAGGUCUAUCUGCCUAAACAAAUCAAAGAUGCAACUGUAGAGAAGAUCUCAAACAUCAAAGCAAAAGCAGCAAGGUUCAACGAAUUCAUGCUUCAACAAAAGAAUGAGAAACAGAAAGGUGAUAAUCUAUCUUUUGCUGUUAGUAAAUAAUGUAAUGUUGCUCAGAUUACUUUAUAAUGCAUGUCAUGUUU
This is a messenger RNA of Impatiens glandulifera, 3004 nucleotides long. RefSeq lists its product as uncharacterized. Gene Ontology annotation, molecular function: mRNA binding; protein binding. The record is from RefSeq and is a predicted model, not a curated record. Lineage: Eukaryota; Viridiplantae; Streptophyta; Magnoliopsida; Ericales; Balsaminaceae. The transcript has 2 exons. Bases 159 to 2963 code for a protein of 934 amino acids.